Harmonia axyridis is the source of this 1314-nucleotide messenger RNA. RefSeq names its product cAMP-dependent protein kinase catalytic subunit beta-like. Gene Ontology annotation, biological process: peptidyl-serine phosphorylation. The transcript is spliced from 3 exons. The record is from RefSeq and is a predicted model, not a curated record. Gene Ontology annotation, molecular function: ATP binding; cAMP-dependent protein kinase activity. Gene Ontology annotation, cellular component: cAMP-dependent protein kinase complex; nucleus. The coding region runs from base 92 to 1162 and encodes 356 amino acids. Lineage: Eukaryota; Metazoa; Arthropoda; Insecta; Coleoptera; Coccinellidae.
AAAAACAGCUGUUGAUUUCUUUCAUAAACUUCAAAACUUCCUAAACGAUGUCAUCAUCUUGAAAUCUAUUUUUCUUCUAUUAUGUUAUAUUAUGGAUCCAAAUGCCACCCAUUUCGUAAAUUUCCAAGCCCUAUUAAUAGGAUCAAAGAGGAAGUUCGAUGAAAGGUGGAAACAACCGUUCGUAGAAAGAGGAAAACUGGAAGAUUUCAAAUUAAUUCAAACCCUAGGAACCGGUUCCUUUGGCAGAGUCAUGCUGGUGAAAGCAAAGAAAGACGAUAGCCCAUUUGCAUUAAAAAUGCUGGAAAAAGCACACGUUGUGAAGACCAAACAAGUCAAACACACCAUAUCUGAGAUACGCACCAUGGACUCGUUCGAUUUCCCAUUUCUGAUAAAGCUGGAGUAUUUUUUCAAAGAUAAUGUUUAUCUCUGCUUGGUUAUGCCUUUUGUAAAUGGCGGCGAGAUGUUUUCUCAUUUGAGGCAACAGAAAAGAUUUUCAGAAGAGUUGACUCGAUUCUACGCAGCACAAGUUAUUUUAGCCUUUGAGUAUAUCCACUUCUUGGGUAUUAUUUAUAGGGAUUUAAAACCAGAAAACAUCCUGAUCGAUUGCAUAGGAUAUCUGAAAAUAACAGACUACGGUUUUUGUAAAAAAGUAGACGAUCAGAGGACCUACACUCUUUGUGGAACUCCUGAAUAUUUGGCACCAGAAAUAAUACUCAGUCAAGGUUAUAACAAAUCAGUCGAUUGGUGGGCACUAGGAGUUCUUAUUUUCGAGAUGGCUGCAGGAUAUCCCCCUUUCUACGCAAGAGAUCCAAUGAAAAUCUACGAGAAAAUCGUCUCCGGAAAAUAUAUCCCUGCAAACCACUUCUCCAAGAGCUUGAAGGACAUCAUACAGAAUUUCCUUCAAGUAGAUAGAACUAAGAGGUUUGGAAUUUUAAAAGGUGGAGCCAUGGAUAUAAAGCAACACGUUUUUUUCAAAGAAAUCAUUUGGGACACAGUUUAUUAUAAGACGAUGACACCGCCUUACGCUGUUGAUGUUCCGGAAAAAGAUGACGUGAGAUAUUUCGAACAGUACACUGAAAUUCCUGUGAAAAAAUCGUCGAAAAAUUUAUUCGCAGCAGAAUUUGCCGUAAUCAGCGAUAGGUUUGUCCGCGUUCAUUGGUAGGAGACAUGAAGGAAAUAUAUGAUGAAAUAUCUUAUAGGUGACAAAAACGCAGUGACCUCCGAAUCCGAUAGUUAUGAUUUUUGGCGUCACACAAUUUUUUAUGGAGGCAAAUUCUAUCCAGCAUAACCUCAAGGCAAGAAACCCCAAAUGUA